GGAGGCGCCACUGGCUCGCCGGCAGGAAAAGAGGCAACAUCUCCAACUCCGUGACGGCGACGGCGAGGGUAGGAGGAGGAGAUGAAGCUGAAGCAGCUGGAGGGCCUGCUGGGGGGCCUGACCCAGUUCUCCGACCCCAAGGUGGAGCUGGAGCAGUACGCGACGGGCCCCCACAUCGCGUCGAGGAUGCUCUACACGGCCGAGAACAGCUUCGACGACAUAGCUGGUAAAGUGGUGGCGGAUUUUGGGUGCGGCUGUGGUACCCUGGCCGUCGCGAGUGCUCUGCUGGAUGCUGAGCAUGUCACUGGUAUUGAUAUUGACCUCCAGUCCCUUGAACUUGCUCAAGAAAAUGCUACUGAUCUAGAGCUGGAUAUCGACUUAAUUCAGUGUGACAUAAAGAACUUAAAUUUAAAAGGCCUUCUUGUUGACACUGUUGUCAUGAAUCCUCCCUUUGGGACAAAAAGAAAAGGAGCCGACAUGGAAUUCCUUUCUAUGGGCUUGAAGGUUGCAUCUCAAGCUGUCUAUUCUCUACACAAGACUUCCACACGAGAAUACAUCAAGAAGGCAGCCCUGCGUAAUGGCAACGCAGUCAGUGCUGAAGUUCUGUGUGAGCUGCGCUAUGAUCUACCUCGGACCUACAGGUUCCACAAGCAAAAGGAGCUCGAUAUUGCAGUCGAUCUGUGGCGCUUCGUCCCACAAGCUCGAGACGAAAGGGCAAGCUAGCAGCCUAGCAUGACGCGGCAAUGUGACGAGGCCGUGACAUCACGCUUGUUGAACCACCACAGCGUGAUGGCUGGACUUGCUAGAAGAAGAAAACCCCAGUAGAUCAGCAGCCAUACCCACCCUGGGCAGUGAUAGGGCUUUCCGGCACAUUGGCAGGCAGGAUUGGUGCUCUCUCUGUACCAGCACUUGUUCAGUUUUUUCUUGUUCUAUACUCCUACUAUCAGAGAAAAACAGCGUCUGGGAACAAAAUUCAGCGUUAAAUCGGCGAGCAUCGUCUCUGCGCCCAGUUACUCUCUACAAAGUGGAAAUUUUUGCUGCGAGUAAUUCACAGCGUACACUCAUCUGUUUUUUUUUCCUUUUGUAGAACACACGACAUUGUUUUGCUAAACAUUUUAGUCUUUGUGGGUCUGUCUAGGACA
Triticum dicoccoides is the source of this 1142-nucleotide messenger RNA. Its product is annotated as rRNA N6-adenosine-methyltransferase METTL5-like. Gene Ontology annotation, biological process: rRNA methylation. Gene Ontology annotation, molecular function: nucleic acid binding; rRNA (adenine-N6-)-methyltransferase activity. The transcript has 9 exons. NCBI's taxonomy places the organism in Eukaryota, Viridiplantae, Streptophyta, Magnoliopsida, Poales, Poaceae. The coding region runs from base 82 to 723 and encodes 213 amino acids. The record is from RefSeq and is a predicted model, not a curated record.